GCCACCUCCUUCUUGCGAGUGCUCUUUAUUGUUCUUUUGUUCUUCUAUCUGCUCUUCCGUUGAUUGCGUCACUCAUUUCGUCCAUCCAAUCUCAUCUGUUCACACGCCGCACUGUGGGCGUUUGCUGUAGCUAAACCUUCAAUCACGAGUGAAAUGGCUACAAAAGCAGCUUACAAAAGGCUCACUCGCGAGUAUCAAAACAUCCAGAAAAAUCCCCCACCCUUCAUUAUCGCUCACCCGUCAGAGUCCAACAUACUUGAGUGGCAUUAUAUCCUCACUGGGCCCCCUGGGACCCCAUACGAGAAUGGACAAUACUGGGGCACAUUGAUGUUCCCCCCCGAAUAUCCAUUUGCCCCUCCUGCUAUCCGCAUGCACACUCCAAGCGGUCGAUUCCAGCCGUCCUCCCGACUCUGUCUAAGCAUCAGCGAUUUUCACCCAAAGUCAUUCAAUCCGGCGUGGGAAGUUUCUACAAUCCUCAUCGGCCUACUUUCCUUUAUGACUAGCGAGGAAAUGACUACUGGGAGCGUGAGCGCAACGGAAGCGGAAAGGCGUGUUCUCGCUGCGCGCUCUAGAUGGUGGAACUCUACGGGCGGAGGCACCCACAUCAGCGCGACUCCCGGGGUGACGCCCACCUCGAGAGGUAUCAACAAUGUCAAAGCCGGUGACGGAGGCUUAAAGUUUCGCACUGAAUGGCCAGAAUUGGACCAAGAGAACUGGAAGUGGCUGAGAGAGAACCGUAUUGACACUGCAACCGGGCAAUUAAGACCCGAUCCGAAUGCCUCUUCGAGCAAGUGUUCUCCGGAAACUAGUGCGCUGCGCAGACGUCCGAACGGUAGUGCGCCGGGCAUUGGGGCUGUAAUGGAUGGUGGUAACGCUGCCCGAGAAGUCGGUCAGACUUGGCUUCAACGUAACAAGAUCUGGGUCGGUCUCGGACUCCUAUUUGGGUAUGCGCUUAUUGCAAGGCUUGUCCAAGAUGUUCAGGGUUAACCUGAACGUUGAUCGCUUUUCUUGUCUUGUCAUUAUAGUUUGCGGGGCGUCGUCUCGCCACUUUUUCGCUCAGCGCGGUUUGCUCUCUUAUGUUCUAUACCGUUGGGAUGGAUUUUAUUGGGCUGUAUUAGCUGCGGACAGGCGUACAGAGAGGGAACGGCGUUCUACUGACAUUUUAGCCGACUCGGGCAUGGCAUUUCUUAGAAUGUAUAGUUGGUAGUAGCACUUUGUAAUCUGUGGAGGCAACCAAUCGCAAGUCCCUAUUAAAUUA
Molecule: messenger RNA, 1258 nt
Organism: Aspergillus nidulans FGSC A4
Lineage: Eukaryota; Fungi; Ascomycota; Eurotiomycetes; Eurotiales; Aspergillaceae
Product: ubiquitin-conjugating enzyme E2
Exons: 3
Coding region: 154-987 (277 amino acids)
Biological process (GO): inner nuclear membrane-associated protein degradation pathway
Molecular function (GO): ubiquitin conjugating enzyme activity; ligase activity
Source: RefSeq, a predicted model, not a curated record